Messenger RNA from Dipodomys spectabilis (banner-tailed kangaroo rat), 3978 nucleotides. RefSeq names its product immunoglobulin superfamily member 1 (gene Igsf1). NCBI's taxonomy places the organism in Eukaryota, Metazoa, Chordata, Mammalia, Rodentia, Heteromyidae. The coding region runs from base 1 to 3894 and encodes 1297 amino acids. Gene Ontology annotation, cellular component: plasma membrane. The transcript is spliced from 17 exons. The record is from RefSeq and is a predicted model, not a curated record.
AUGGCAGCGAUGGAAUCCCAACCGGAGCUGUGGAUCGAGUCCAACUAUCCCCAGGCCCCUUGGGAGAACAUCACCCUUUGGUGCAGAAGCCCCUCUCGGACAUCCAGCAAGUUCCUGCUGCUGAAGGAUACCACACAGAUGACCUGGAUCCGCCCUUUCCACAAGACCUUCCAAGUGUCAUUCUUCUUAGGUGCCCUCACAGAGUCCAAUACAGGUCUUUACAGAUGCUGCUAUUGGAAGGAGACAACCUGGUCAAAGCCAAGUAAAGUGCUAGAAUUAGAGGCACCAGGCCAGCUGCCCAAGCCUAUCUUCUGGAUCCAGGCUGAAACCCCUCCUCUUCCUGGAUGUAGUGUUAACAUCCUUUGCCAUGGCUGGUUGCAAGAUUUGGUGUUCAUGCUGUUUAAGGAGGGAUAUUCAGAGCCAGUGGAUUACCAAGUUCCAACUGGAACAAUGGCUAUAUUCUCCAUUGACAACAUGACACCUGAGAAUGAAGGGGUUUAUAUCUGCCGCACUCACAUCCAGAUGCUCCCCACCCUGUGGUCAGAGCCCAGCAACCCACUGAAGCUGGUUGUAGCAGGACUCUACCCCAAACCAACUCUGACAGCCUAUCCUGGGCCCAUCAUGGCACCUGGAGAAAGCCUGAGUCUCAGGUGCCAAGGGCCAAUAUAUGGAAUGACUUUUGCUUUAAUGAGAGUUGAAGAUUUGGAGAGUUCCUUUUACCACAAGAAAUCAAUAAAAAAUGAGGCAUUUUUCUUCUUCCAGUCUUUGAAGAUCAGUGAUACUGGACAUUACCUCUGUUUUUACUAUGAUGGCUCAUACAGAGGCUCACUCCUUAGUGAUGUCCUGAAAAUCUGGGUAACUGAUACUUUCCCCAAGACCUGGCUACUUGCUCAGCCUAGUCCUGUGGUCCAAAUGGGUCAGAAUGUGAGCCUGCGAUGCCGAGGACCAGUGGAUGGAGUGGGACUAGCUCUCUACAAGAAAGGAGAAGACAAACCACUUCAAUUUUUGGAUGCCUCCAGUAUCAGUGACAACAAAUCAUUCUUCCUCAAUAAUGUGACCUACAGUGAUGCUGGCAUCUAUAGCUGCCACUAUUUCCUCACCUGGAAGACUUCCAUUAAGAUGGCAACACACAACACUGUGGAUCUUGUGGUUGUAGCUUGGCCCAGCACUGUGUUCAAGCUAGGAAAGACCAUCACUCUACAAUGCCGAGUUGCUCAUCCAGUACUUGAAUUUUCUCUGGAAUGGGAAGAACGUGGAACAUUCCAGAAGUUCUCAGUGGAUGGAGACUUCAUCAUCACUAAUGCUGAAGGGAAAGGCACGGGGACCUACAGUUGCAGCUACCGGGUCGAGGCACACCCUAAUAUCUGGUCACAUCGCAGUGAGCCUCUGAAGCUGAUGGGGCCAACAGGAAUUCUCACCUGGAAUUAUGUUCUGAAUGAAGCUAUCCGGAUGUCCUUAAUCAUGCAGUUUGUUUCCUUGCUGGUGAUAGUGCUGUGGAUAAGGUGGAAGUGUAGGAGACUCAGAAUCAGAGAAGCCUGGUUGCUGGGAACAGCUCAAGGGGUCACCAUGCUCUUCAUAGUCACGGCCAUUCUCUGCUGUGGACUGUGCAAUGGUGUCUUGACAGAAGAGACUGAAAUAAUCACGCCAACCCCCAAGCCUGAGCUGUGGGCAGAGACGAACUUCCCUCUGGCCCCGUGGAAGAACUUAACCCUGUGGUGCAGAAGCCCUUCUGGCUCCACUAAGGAGUUUGUGUUGCUGAAGGACGGGACCGGUUGGAUAGCAACUCGUCCUGCCUCUGAGCAGGUCCGAGCUGCCUUCCCCCUUGGCGCCCUGACCCAGAGCCACACCGGGAGUUACCACUGCCAUUCAUGGGAGGAGAUGGCUGUGUCUGAGCCCAGUGAAGCCCUUGAGCUAGUAGGGAAAGACAUCCUCCCCAAACCUGUUAUUUCGGCUCCCCCGCCAGUGCGGGGUCAGGAACUGCAAAUCCGGUGCAAAGGAUGGCUGGCCGGCAUGGAGUUCGCUCUGUAUAAGGAGGGAGAGCAGGAACCUGUCCAGCAACUUGGUGCGGUUGGGAGAGAAGCCUUCUUUACUAUCCAAAGAAUGGAGGAUAAAGACCAAGGCAAUUACAGCUGCCGCACGCACACUGCAAAGAUCCCCUUCAAGUGGUCUGAACCCAGUAAGCCCCUGGAGCUGGUCAUAAAAGAAAUGUACCCCAAGCCCUUCUUCAAGACACAAGCCAGGCCUGUGGUCACCCCUGGUGCCCGGGUGACUUUCAAUUGCUCCACCCCCCAGCAGCACAUGAGCUUUAUUCUGUACAAAGAUGGCAGUGAAAUAGCAUCCAGUGAUGGGUCUUGGACAAAUCCAGGCGCCAGUGCAAUUCACUUUCUGAUCCUUUCCGUGGGCUUUGCUGAUGGAGGAAACUACAGCUGCCGUUAUUAUGGCUUUGAUACCUGGUCUCAGCCCAGCGAUGCUGUGGAGCUUGUGGUGACAGAAUACUACCCCAAGCCCACUCUCGUGGUGCAGCCAGGUCCUGUGGUGCUUCCUGGAAAGAAUGUGACCUUGCGCUGUCAAGGGCUUUUCCAGGGCAUGAGGUUUGCUCUGCUACGAGAAGGAACCCAGUUGCCCUUACAGCUCCAGAGUGCCUCUGAAGAGGCAGUUGACUUCUUCCUCUACUCAGUUGAAGCAGAGAACUCUGGGAAUUACAGCUGUAUCUACUACGAGACAACCAUGUCAAACAGGGGCUCAUCUCCCAGUAUGCCCCUAAUGAUCUGGGUGACUGAUACAUUCCCCAAACCAUUGCUGUUUGCUGAGCCCAGUUCUGUGGUCCAAAUGGGGCAGAAUGUUACUCUCUGGUGCCAAGGGCCAGUCCAUGGCGUUGGGUACAUUUUAUACAAGCAAGAAGAAAAUACUUCAAUGCAGCUCUGGGGCUCCACCAGUACUGAGGGAGCAUUCCCCAUCACCAAUAUAUCUGAUGCUAGCUUAGGGCGUUAUAGCUGUUGCUACCACCCUGACUGGACCAGCCCUGUCAAGAUUCAGCUUAGCAACACAUUGGAACUCAUCGUUACAGGCUUACUCCCGAAACCCAGCCUAUUAGCCCAGCCUGCUCCCAUGGUGGCCCCUGGAGAAAAUAUAACUCUUCAAUGUCAAGGGGAACUGCCAGACUCAACAUUUGUCCUAUUGAAGCAAGGGACUCACCAGCCCAUUGAGCACCAGAGGUCUAACGGGUACAGGGCUGACUUCUGGAUGCCAGUGGUGAGAAGUGAAGAUUCUGGCAUCUACAGCUGUGUUUAUUAUUUGGACUCUGCUCCCUUUGCAGCUUCUAAUCACAGUGACACCUUGGAGAUUUGGGUAACUGACAAGCCUCCCAAACCCUCUCUGUCAGCUUGGCCCAGCACCAUGUUCAAACUUGGGAAGGACAUCACCCUUCAGUGCCGAGGACCUCUUCCUGGUGUGGAAUUUGUAUUAGAACAUGAGGGAGAAGAAGCUCCUCAGCAGUUCUCAGAGGAUGGGGAUUUUGUCAUCAACAAUGUAGAAGGAAAAGGCAUCGGAAACUAUAGCUGCAGCUACCGUCUCCAGGCCUACCCUGAUAUUUGGUCAGAACCCAGUGAUACCCUGGAGCUGGUGGGGGCAGCAGGGCCUGCUGCUCAAGAGUGCACUGUGGGCAACAUUGUCCGAAGUAGCCUCAUUGUGGUGGUUGUGGUAGCCUUGGGAGUGGUGCUAGCUAUAGAAUGGAAGAAGUGGCCUCGACUUCGAACCAGGGGUUCGGAGACGGAUGGAAGAGACCAGACGAUCGUCCUUGAAGAGUGUAACCAAGAAGGAGAAAUGGGCACCACCACCAAUUCUCCCUCGUCAACCUCUCAGGGAAUUGCCAUGGAGCUGUCAGUCCCAGUGUAAUAAUCUGCUUUACAAAAGCUUUCCUCUUCUAUCUUUUCCCUCAGAGACCUGGGUUUCCGACUGCUAACCCUGAGAAUUAGCUCU